Molecule: messenger RNA, 1380 nt
Organism: Myzus persicae (green peach aphid)
Lineage: Eukaryota; Metazoa; Arthropoda; Insecta; Hemiptera; Aphididae
Product: myosin-IB-like
Exons: 6
Coding region: 427-1239 (270 amino acids)
Cellular component (GO): myosin complex
Molecular function (GO): cytoskeletal motor activity
Source: RefSeq, a predicted model, not a curated record
AUACGUGGGUAACCAGUUAAAACCACACCAUUAAACGUUAUGUAUUUUAAAUUGGACUAAUUCAAUACAGUGAUCUACCGAUCUGUAUAUUUUUCUGCACCAUACAUUUCGAUUUAAAACGUUCAAUUCGACUGAGGUCAAAGCAGUUAAAGAGGGCAUAUUAAUAUGGUGUUAUACUGUUAUGCAAUGGUCAAGGCAUUUCGAAGGAGCUAUAAUAUACAAUAAUAUUAUACUAAAGCUAAAUCGUGUUGUGUACUGGAUAGUAUAAUACGUAUAAGUUCUAUGUUUAUUUUUGGUAUUAUAUUUAGAUAGACGAAUACGAAUAGUUGUGAUAUAUUUGUUUUUUCACUUAAUUAUUUGUGAUGGCUUACAUUUAUUGUAUGACAAGUGGAUUAAAUUAAAAAUUGUGUUAAUUAUAGUAAUAAAAUGGUAAACGGAGAAUUUUCUUUUAAGAGGGCGUUUAUUACACACACCCGAAGGCAAAUUGUACGUAGAUUCACAAGGUCUUUGCCAAAUUUGAGGGUUUUACCCGGAGGAUGGCAUAAAAAAAUAUUCAUCAAAGCAACUAAUAAAUUGAGAAAAAUUCAUAUGAUUUGGAAAAAUAAAAGAUACAAAAUCUCACAAGAUUUAAAACGCAAAAAACAAAUGGAACUGAAAAUGCUCGCUGAAUAUCUUUUUAAAGACAAAAAAUGCAGCUACGAAUGUAAUACACGUUGUUUGUUUUUGGUCGAACGAUUGAAUUCAUUAGAGAAGUAUUUAAAAAUGACAUUUAUGCGCACUCUAAAUGAAAAAUACCUUUAUGGUGUCAAAGUGACAAAAUUUGACCGGAAAGGAUACAAACGAAGAACUAGACUGUUGAUACUGACGAACAAAUCUUUAUGUUUAAACCAAAUACUUAAAAACAAACUAAAACCCAAAGAAAAGAUACCGUUGGAUUUUAUAAAUAAAUUAGAAGUCACUUCGGGAAGGGAUAAUUUUCUUCUCAUCAAAAUUUCACCACAAUAUAAACACAACAAGGGUGAUAUAAUUCUUGAAGUUCCAUAUUUAAUAGAAUUUGUUACUAAAUUUAUUAACAUCUCUGGCGACUAUAAGUUGUUAAAUAUUAACACACUAGGUGUCAAUCAAACGUUAUUACAUGAUAUAAAAGGUUCCAAAAGUGGCGUUAUAAAGUUAAAGGAAAACAAUUCCACGCCCAGUAUUACUAAAGAUAAAUACAAGAAUUUGAUUGUUUGUGGAUAAAAAUAUUAAAUACAAUUAAUAUAUUUUACGUCCAAUACUAUAUAUUAUCAUCUAUAUUGUUGUCUGUUAUAGUGUUAUACUAACAUCAAAUAUUGUCGUAACUUUAAUUUACGUUUUACGUAAUAUAAUUAAUAUACAAUA